CUCAAAAAAGAAAAAUGGAAAACACUCACUUUGUCCAGAACUCCUAAUCCAGAAAACUCCUUUUUGUUUAACAAAAAACAAACUACACUAUGAAUACUUUUUGAAUAAAUAAACGUGAAAAUGUCGAGUUCGAUAUUAAACGAUCACAGUACAGUGUGUAGAUGUUGCCUCAAAGUGCUGGAUACCACUGGAUUCACUUACAUCGAUGACGAAAAUGGAUAUGUUGAUAAUGUUGGUAAUGUUAGGGAAAUGUUGCAAUUUUGCGUUCCAGAAUUGGAUUUAUACGUUUCAACUCAACCAGUAAUUUGUUACAAUUGCUUGCCGAUUCUAGUGCAAAUCUACAAUUUUAAAAUCAAAUGCCUGAACGGUGAAAACCUCAUAAAAUCCUACAUAACAAGAAACAAUUUGUUUGAUUACAAUCAGGUGAAUUUGAAUUGCGUCCUAAUGGACGAUUUAAAAACGAAAAGCCAAAAAAUUCAAAUUGAAAGUCGAAUCAAAGAUAUGAUGCUUAAAGAAAUACCAGAGAACAAUGAUUCGAAUAACGAGCAGCAAGUUGUUCCAAAUGAUGUGACUCAAUCUAAAUCUAGUGCUAAUAGUAAUUAUGACGUUAAUAUGGAGACAGAGGAUGAUUAUGACGAUGACGAUGAUGAUGAAGAUGAGGAAGAUAAUAAUGAUAAAGAAAUGAAAGUUGAAUUUGAUGAGACCGAGGAAAUUGAUUUGAAUUAUUGUGAAAAUAUUGAUUCAGCAGAGACUGAAAAUAGAGAAAUUAUUGAACUAGAAAAAGAUACAAAUAAAAAUAAUGAUGAUGUAACUAUUAUUAAUGAUCCAACACAAAUUGUAGCUGUGAGAAAAGAUUUGUUUGAUUACAAAAAAGAGCAACCCAAUAUAAUCGAAGAACCAAAAGAACCUGCAAGGGUUAUCUUAAAUCAGGGCAUGGUGGCCCAAAAUGGAAGAAUAAUAAUAAAAAUUGACAAAACAAAACUGCAAAGCCUUGGGAUUAAAACCUUAGCAACACAACUUUCGGAAUCGGAACCAAAAUUAGCUCCCAUACAAGUGACAGUGCCCUCAUCAAGUUCAGAACAGUCCCCGCCAGUGCCAGUGGCAUGUACACCAAAAAUUAUUCAAGUACAAACAGUGAAACCUGCUGAAGAUAUCCCUGAGAAUAAACCUAAAUAUAAUUGUAACAAAUGUGGCUUUGAAACUGAUGAUGUCAUAAAGAUUUAUGAUCAUAAUAGAUCCACUCAUAAUUUCGAUUACACUUGCCAGCAUUGUCCGUUUAGUACUUCAAAAGUGGAACUGUUGGGCAAACACAUGACUAUGGUUCAUCCUCAAAAUAUGGUCCAAAGAAGUUUACAUUUCAAAGUAACGGAAAAUUAUGCUUGUUCCAUGUGUCCUUUCAGCGUCAAAAGUCUAGAUUUGCUUCGAUCUCAUCAUUUGUCUGCUCACGGAAAUGCUGAUGAUAAAGUCCCGAUUGUUUUGAAUUCAGCCUUCACAGAAGAUUGUAUUAGAACUGAGCCAAGAAUCUUAAAAAGAUUAGAGUAUACUUGUGAUGUAUGCCCGUACACUACCAAAGAUAAAUCAAAUUUAAGGAAACAUUUAUUUACUCACGGCACAAAGCCUUUGAAAUGUGAUUUUUGUACUUACAAGUGCGUUUCGCCUUAUCAGUUACGAAGGCAUCAGAAACAGAAGCAUGGAAAGCAAGGGGAGCAAAGGCCAAGAAAUCAACCCUACAUGCUCCCAGAUUUUAAAAAACAAAAUAGCGAUGAAAUGGAUAAUUUCAAAAUAACAUUGGAAUCGAUAAAACGCGAAUUGGAAAAAGAAAUAGCCACUUCUUAGGAUUAGGCAAUGUUAUAUGAUAAUUUAGUGAGAAGUAAAAAAGUUCUAGUCAGAUGUCACCAUUGUUAAUAAGUUUUCUCUUGGGAAUUUUUUUCCAUUAAGAUUAUCUAAUAGAAGUUAAUGGAAAAAACCCAGCCAUAUUAAGAAUAUCUAGUCGGAGGAAGGUAAUAUUUAUACACUUAGCAUUCCUUUGACAUUUUUUUUGUUUGUAAAUACUAUUUAUUUUAAUUUUUUUUGUUGUGUGCCAUUUAUUUAUAUUAGUGUUAAGGCGGAGCAAAGAUGACAUAAAACCCUAUGACCAGCUAACUUGUGAUGAAAAAUCUGAUGGCAAAUGUCUUGAUCAAUGAAGCCUAAGCAUAUAACUAAUGCCGAAAGUUUGUCUGAAUACAUUGAAUUUAUGGCCUCACUAAGAUAACACACUCAAAACUAAUAGGCAAUAUAGGAACAUUUUAUUUUCGAAAUCAACUAUUGCGAUACCUUGUCCAUUUCUGCCAGAACAAAUCGGCAAUCAAAACGGCAGAAUUUUUGAUUUUCUAUCCAUCUCAUUGAUCAAUCUAACCUUUUAUGGUUUAGGCUUUGAUAUUGUUAUACUUCUUUGCUUGAAAAAAUAGCAGACCCAGAUAUUCAUGAGCAAAAUCUCUUUUGAGUGGCUCAAAUUUAUAUUAUGAUAUGCUACAUCUAUGAACUAUGUGUAUGUGACUGUGAGUGAACUAGCUGGGUACCAAUGAAAGUUGGAAAGGUCCAUGACAUAAAUCAAAAAUCAAAAUUCAUGAGUUUCAGUUGCUUCUUCUCAACAAGAACACUAUAAUUUAUCGUAGGUACAUACUUUGAACAGAAUUCAUUGUUAAUGAAUACAUUUGCCAUCAAAUUUAUUAAAUUUGCUUGAUGUUCAAUGGCGUAGGAUUUAAUGUCCCUGGCUCUCAGACGUGUGUGUGUGUGUGUGCAAGGAAAUCACCAAAUAUGCUUAAAGAUAGUUUUUAGCCAAGUACCUAUUCCCAAAAAUUCUUUUCCUAUUAAAUUUAUUUAUUUAUAUACUUAUAUAAUAAUUCAAAGAAAACUAAACAUGAGUUGUCAUCGAAAAAAUGUUAUAAAUGUGGUAUAGUAGGUUUAAACUUUUAGUAAUUUAUUAUUUAUUUAAAAAUAUGUAGCAGUUGGAUGAACUUUUAUUUUGAUAGCGAUAUGAAGAGUGAAUAUCAGCAAUUAGUCUCUUUAAUGUUUAAUUUUUCACAUUGAAAAACCAAUUUAUAUAGUAAGUGAAAUGUAGUUUUAAGCUUUCAAGCUAUCUACAUAAUAUAUCGAUUUUUAAGAUGUGUUACCUAUGUAAAUAUAAGUAAAAAGGUUUUUAUUGUUUUCUAUUUAUUUUAUUUUUUUUUUAACCAUUUUUUUUUUUUUUUCUUAAUUUGCCAUAUAUGUUUUAGUUCUAUUAUUUGUUUCUGUGAUAUUUUUUUGUAACAAUAACCAAAAGUACUCGUAACUAUCUUGCAAUGUAAAAUAAAGAUUUUUUGUGUAAUACAUACAUUGUUUAGUCAUUGAUCCUUAACACUUUCUCUAAUAAAGUUCAAUCAAAAUCUGUAAUUACAGCAAGAUUGCUGUUGAUUUUUUUGUUUAUAAAAUAAUUAUUACUUCUUAUGCAAAGUUGCCAUUUUUAAUUGAUCACUCAUAAUCGCAAUGUUGCUGAAUAAUUUUUGGUUUUCAAGAUAAUGUGGAUAAAAAUAAUCUGCUUUCCGUGAUAUCUGAUUACGAUAAAAGAGAGUUGAAUAACUGAAUAACAUAAUCCUAAUAGGUUUCUCUUAUUUUUUUUCUCAGAGAUCUUUCCUAUUUCGCUUGCCAAUAAUGUCCUUUUAUAACACAUUAGUUCUUAUGACAAUCCUAUAACAUGUUAGUUCUUAUGACAAAAACCGAUUUUACGUUUAUUCUCGAAGAGAUAUAAAAAUGCGGUUUGCACCAAUGAAGAUCCCAUGAAAUUUGAGCUUCAGAGUAGGGGAUUUACUUUUUCGCAUCUCACUCAGAAACUGACGUUUCUUAUUAGAAGUGUCUAAAUUGGCCCACCCUGUACUUAAUACUCAAGUGGAAAUAGGGUAUGAUACAUGGAAUAAGAACCGAUUUUAACGUGGAAUCCAAAAAUGGGUGCGUCCAUUUAAGAGUAAGCGAAAUGGCCUCUCUGGGACCGAUCAAAGUGAAGAGUUUUAUCAGGA
Ceutorhynchus assimilis (cabbage seed weevil) is the source of this 4031-nucleotide messenger RNA. The record is from the annotation of a GenBank genome assembly. NCBI's taxonomy places the organism in Eukaryota, Metazoa, Arthropoda, Insecta, Coleoptera, Curculionidae.